This is a messenger RNA of Ipomoea triloba (trilobed morning glory), 491 nucleotides long. RefSeq names its product kinesin-like protein KIN-5D. Lineage: Eukaryota; Viridiplantae; Streptophyta; Magnoliopsida; Solanales; Convolvulaceae. Bases 62 to 478 code for a protein of 138 amino acids. The record is from RefSeq and is a predicted model, not a curated record. The transcript is spliced from 3 exons.
AACUGCAAUUAAUGGCCUCCGGGAAAGUGCCUCCAAUAGAACGGAUAGACUAAAACAAGAGAUGUCAACUAUGCAUGAUUCAACUUCUUUAGUGAAAGAUGAGUGGACAAUGUACAUGGAAAAAGCUGAAUUAUAUUACCUAGGGGAUACUGUUUCUGUGGAGAACAUUAAGAAAGAAAUGGAAGUUGUCCUACAAAGCUGUCUGCAAAAGGCAAAAAUGGGUGCACAGCAGUGGAACAAUGCUCAAAGAUCUUUGCUCAAUCUAGAGGAGGUCAAUGUAGCUUCUGUACACGAAAUAGUGAGGGAAGUUAGCAUCGUGAAGGCCUUCCUCUUCGCCGUCGUUCUCGCCGUCUUCUCCGCCGAUGCUAAGGCUCAUAAGAUCGGAUUUGCUCCAGCUCCUUCGCCUGAUCGGAAGCUCUCUGCUGCUGUCCGUCGCUGCUCUCCUCAGGCACUGAGUUUUGAGUUUUGGGUCCGUUGAUUUAGUUUCUCUA